Messenger RNA from Mytilus californianus (California mussel), 1831 nucleotides. RefSeq names its product monocarboxylate transporter 12-like. Gene Ontology annotation, biological process: transmembrane transport; monocarboxylic acid transport. NCBI's taxonomy places the organism in Eukaryota, Metazoa, Mollusca, Bivalvia, Mytilida, Mytilidae. Gene Ontology annotation, molecular function: monocarboxylic acid transmembrane transporter activity. The transcript has 6 exons. The record is from RefSeq and is a predicted model, not a curated record. Bases 120 to 1706 code for a protein of 528 amino acids.
AUUAUUAUUAAGGCCUUUUAUUUUUGGUGCACACAUAAUAUAUUAGGUGAUUCAAGGUUUAGGUAAAUCCAAGAAAAGGAAUAUUCUAAAACUGAUUUUUUGUAAGGAACAACAAGAAGAUGAAGACAGUGCCUCAAUCCCCUGAUGGUGGUUGGGGAUGGGUCGUGGUAUUCAGUUCACUCAUGUGCAAUAUUCUAGUAGAUGGGAUAGGAUUAGCUUAUGGAGUAUUACUACCAAAAUUUGCCGAUUACUUCCAGGCCUCUAAGAGUAAAGUGUCUCUAGUUGGAUCGGUAAUGAUUGGCACUUAUAUGUGCACGGGCCCAUUUGCAAGUGGACUAGUGAACAAGUUUGGAUGCCGCAUGGUUUCUAUAACAGGAAGUCUAAUAGCUGCAGUUGGUGUUAUUAUAGGAUCAUUUAGUCCAAACCUAGAUAUACUGAUAGUAACAUAUGGUGUUAUUGGAGGUUUAGGUUUUGGUAUGAUGUAUCUACCUUCUAUUGUAAGUGUGGGUUUGUACUUCGACAAAAAGAGACCUAUAGCAACAGGUAUUGCCGUUUGUGGUUCAGGAAUAGGAACUUUCAUAUUUUCACCUUUCUUGGAAUUUCUUUCAGAAAUUUAUGAUUGGAGAAACGUGUUGAUAAUCAUGGCGGGUAUAAUUUUAAAUGGCGCUGUUUGUGGAAUGCUCAUAAGACCACUUCAACUGAUACAAAAAGAAGUCGAAUGUAGCUCGGAGCAUAUAUACGAUGAAGUUGUUGAGGUGAUUGGAGAUAAUGAAAGAAUAACGUUGGGAGAAGAGUCUCUGCCUUUUCUUCAAGUAGCUCAACAUCAAAGCAAAAAGGAGCAGAAAACACCGAAAAACGGACGAAUUACGAAGUCUUUGGAUGACAUGACUCAAUAUGACAAUAACACAAUUAUAGCUGGUGAUAAAAUUGGUGAGGGAAGUGUGACAUAUAAUAAACCGUUCAGAUCCUUGCCAAACAUAAUGCACAGCAAUAGGUCCAUCCUUUCUACUUUUCUACAACAAAAAACGUUUUCAAGUAAAUGUUAUUUUCUUACGUCUUGUAUAACGGAAGUGUUCACUGAAGUUUUUGACUUUUCACUUUUAUCCAAUGCAUCAUUUGUGCUGAUAUGUAUAGGCAAUAUAUUUGGGGCUGCGGCAUAUUAUAUCCCGUUUAUGUAUCUAGUGGACAGAGCUCUAUUGUUAGGAAUACCAAGCACAGAAGCUGCAAUAUUACUCUCUGUGAUAGGUGUCAUGAACAUAAUUGGUCGAAUACUAUCCGGAGUUCUAGCUAACAUGAAGAAAGUCAAUGCUUUGGUUUUAAACAACAUAGCUCUUUUUAUAGCGGCCGUAGCACUAUUCUUACAGCCUCUUUGUACAAAAUAUUCCCUCUUGGUGGUUUUCGGUGUAGUAUUUGGGUUAUGUGUAGCUACAUAUGUAUCACUUGCACCUAUCAUAUUGUGUGAUUUACUUGGGGUAGAACGAUUAGCUAACUCAUUCGGCUUACUAGGUGUGGCUCGAGGAAUAGCUUCUGUAAUUGGACCUCUGUUAGCAGGAAUGAUUUUACAAGCCACAGGGAAUUAUGAUGCAUCGUUUUAUCUUGGGGGAGGAAUGUUUUUGAUGGCAUCUAUUCUACAUUUUAUGAUCAUGUUACCGUGUACAAAACGGUUAACUGACUUACACGCAAAAAAGGAAACGGCUUCAACAUAGCAUGUUUAAAUACUGACAUUUAAAAUAUCAUCGAAAUAUUUAAAUAAUUUCAUUCAUUUAUUUAUGCAUAAUGACAGAAUAUUAUGUUAUAAAAAACUAUUAUGAUUACAACAUUUGAAAAUUGA